CCGCAACAAGCGAGUAAAGGAGACGCAGAAGGAACUGUAUAAAUGGCUUUCCUGGUUCACGGGGAAAGAUUUAGUAGCGAGAAAAACCCUGGGAUUUUCCUUCCGAGAUCGAUAUUAGUUGGACUGGUAAGUCUAUUUGCGGCUGCAGAUAUGCUUUUUCACUGUACAGAAAUACGAUUCAUAGGUUAGAAAACAAUCAAAGGAGCUUUUAUUUUAUUUAUUUAUUUUAGUGAAAAACGCUGUGGCUAUAUUUUUUAUAUGCCCGGCAGAUCCAGCGAGUGAUCUAGAGGCACUGUAUUUUUUUUUGGGCUAAACGGAUAUGUGUCAGGAGAAUAUGAUUCGCUAACUGCCCUCACGCGAUGUUUAUAUUUAAAGAUUAAAGGUUCCUAGAAUUUCAACCUAAACGGGCUUUUAGAGGAAGGUUCAAAUACACGGAAUUUGAAUGGACAUUAAUACUCUGUGCGAAGUAAAUGUUUAAAAAAAUGAGAUUCAUUUUUGUUCGAGUGAUUGAAGACGGGCUCAAAACAACCUGCUAGUCAUUUGCAUUUCAUGUACAAAAAACUUUGAUGUGUAAAUAAGUGUCAGGAGGUGAAAAUUUUAAUAUCUAUGGUAGAUAUUUUGACGACAACGAUUGCUAAAUAGAACUGAAAGGGAAGGAUAAUGUAAUUUUGGGCGCACUUGAGUGGCACUAAAUAACGUUGAUUAUGCACUCAUUAUUGUCUUGGAACAGAACUGAACAGCAUUUGCUUUUUUAAAUAUUCGUAUUUUACCACUCUUCCUUAGUACUGUGGGGCGAACCCAAGCAAAAUCAAGUGACCAAUUUUUCGAACCUGCGUAAGUGGGAACCAACUAUCCAUGACACUGACUGGCUAAAAAACACUUUUUCGCCCGCCGCGAGUGGCUCUGAGGCAAGAAGGACGACCGCUCGUGGUGUAAUUCAAAACGACGAUUUUUAUCGCAACACAGCAUCACAACACUGUUUUGAAUGGUUGCGACAUUGGUUUAACUUGAAACGCUGGGUUGCACUAAAAAUCGUCGCGGCGAAUCGUCUCGUGUAACAUUACAUGUAGUCUCCUACCCAGCGGUUCUUUGUAGGAACGUUAGGGAUCGACAGUAUCUCGGCCGGCUUGGUUUUGUCAUUUUCCGAUUUCAAUGUAUGCCCAGAUGUAAUCUGUGGCGCAGGCUACAAAAGCCCUAAAGUAACCUUGACAUUCAUUUGCGUUCGUUUGCUUAUCAUUUUUAUCAGGUUCAUCUAUGACUUUGUAAAAUUUUUUCUUUGUUUUUCCCUGUCAAGACGAUAUAUGCUCUCAAAAUAUUAGAAAGACUGCGAUAAACUAUCGAAACCGUAGCAUGCGAGCGGUAUAUUUGCUGGGCACGAGAGUGCUACCCGCGGUACAUGUUUCCUAUUCACAUUGAAGUCACUGAAGAAAACCAAACUCAGCGCUCAUAACGGAUUUACGUGUCUCUCUGGAACGGAGAGGGUUAGCCUACGAGCUACUGUAGCUCUCCAUUUGAAGCCACACGCAACUGAUAUUCUCUUAAUGGACAGAGAUCCACACUGUUUUUAGCCAAAGGCGCUCUCACUAGAGGGUGAAAAUUAUUUUGGUCGUCUCCCUUGUUCGACACGCCUUGCUGUGGUUUUAAACUCGGCUGGUUACGAGCUCAAUUGGUUGAGUAACAGACGGAAAGCCCAGUUCAAUUCGCGGCCGGACCAAUUCGCUUCCUUUACGCUGACAUCUACGAUUGGUUAGAGGUUCUAGUCUUCUUGGCACAUAACUGAAGUUGAAAACCCCUUGGCCCUUCUCGUAACAUAACACUCUAGUGCGUGUGAACCUCUAGUAGUAAUCACCCCUACUUUCUAUCUUUCAUGGGUUGUGGGAGGGGAGGGCACCUUGCUUGAGACCUAUAAUUCCUGUUAGUGCCUAUCCCCUCUGGGCAGGUCAGUGCCCAGUAAAGUUUGUAAAACUAGUAAAAAUAACCGGUCCUGGGUAGCUGGAAAAACAAGUUGAUGACCUCCAUGACCUUUUCAUUCCGGCAAACUGGGUGAUAUGUCUGAAAAAGCUUUGGAAGGACGUAAAAUUUCUCUGCCAAGGGAGAGUUAGGGCAAUUCUAUAUUCUAUGGCUGCUUUUUCGCAGAUAGCUAGCGAAACCAGCCAUGAACAGUCGAGUCCAAGUCUCCGAGAAAGGAGAUUCAGAACAUGAAACUACCAGAUGGCGUCCUGAUAGCUGCUGGUCUUGGCUGGUGUGUGCUGCUUCUGGAAUAUCGCUUGUUAUUGCCUCGGGGAUUGGUUACAGCUUUGGACUUCUGCUGCCAGUUUUGGUAGAACACUUUGACACAACUCGGCAAGCGGCAGGUAACCCCACUGGGGUACUCUGGAGUUAAAGUGACGGGGAUGAUCGACAGAUUUUUUUCAGGGAUGUAGUUAAGGAAAAGCUAAGCGGGCUUGUUUUAUUAAUCAAGCUGCCUUUUUCUUUCACAAGUGUACUUUUAAAGCUCCUCCAUGUCUUUGUUUUCCAAAGCAAUUUUGAACCGGUGGUAGCUCUUUUUCAGCCGUUGAAAUUAGUAGACAGCCUGCUCUUAGCAAUAUCCCUGUUUGUGGGUUCAAAAUUUUCGAUUCCGGGCUUUUUUGUAGGGUAGGAAAAUUUGGCAAGUAUUUUUUUGGGAAUGCCUUGAUUUAAGUAGGUAUGUUUCUGAAGGUUGGUGUAACACCGCUUGCUGUUUGAAUAGUUAAGGGGUCAAGGUUUUAGAAUAUGGGCAGAGGAUAUUUUGGGGAUUAAUGUUUGGUCCAGGGAUGUGUUUGGGUUUCCUUAGUAGCCAUAAGGAUUACUUAUUUGGGUUCUAAUUAUUAUAGGUUUUGGUUUUGCCCUCUUUCGAUCAUCCCCUUUGCUUUAACGCCGGAGUACCCUCCUGGGUAGGUAACAACAAUCAUCGAAACAAAAUCCAAACGAAGGUAGGAGCCAUGCUGGGAAAACCCCGCAAUAUACCGAGCGACAAAUUCUUUUAACGUACAAUUAUGGAGAAAUAUAUACAAAAUUUUGGGAUGUGAUAGCAAAUGCAGGUAUCUUUUUUGGUAUUCACAUAUUUAUAUCAUAUUACCGUAAUGGAGGGGUUUCAAUAGUUUUGUACCCGGGCUCUGUAAUAUAUCGAUGCUGGGGCGACCCUAGACAGCUAGCUGGAGAAUGUAAAGGGUUACUGAAAUGAAAUUUGACAGUACCUCUCAGUGUUAUUAUUUAUUUUAUAUCAUUGACUUCUUCACAAUGAAAUUUGUACGGUCCCUGAUGGACCUUGCCCGGCAAUAGCGAUGAAAAAGUUUUAAUGGCGACACCUGAUCACUUAACCACAACCGAGUACAUUAAAACGCAAUGGUCAAAAAUAGGUGUUCAAUUUGUAAAAACUUUUAAGGAGAUUUUUACUUUGAUGCAGGGGUAAAUUGAAAAAAUAAAACUAGAUGAGCGUAUUUCAUGACCUAACCUUACUGUAGAUGGAUUUUUGGGACAAAAAAAAUGUUGAAAUUUUGCCGGUGCAGAUACCUUAAGUGAAUUUUUUGGAAUUGAAAUGUACUAAACAUUUCCGGAAAAGUUUAGCCUGUGACAGAGAGAACAUUUUAUGCAGUUCUCGGAGUAUUGUUUUAAAAAGCAUAUGUAAUUCUUGCGCAAACAUUAGCAAAUCACAUGAUCGAUUCCAAGGUCAAAUUUGAAAACCGGAAAGGACUCUGUUGGUUUUUUUUUCUUCAAAGAAAAAGGGAUUGUAAGUUCAGAGGGAUGCUGCCGUGUAAAAAAAGGCGGGGAUGAAUCGUCGGUGAAUUGAUCUUUAAUAAACCCUUCUAAUGGAGGCCAGUUUGGUUAGAUUUCAUAUGUAAUUGGAUUAGCCUAUCAACACUGUAUUUUCCUCACGCACAUCCCUGACGUACUCGCAUGUGUACAAAAUAUCAACGUCCCAUCCUGAUCACCUAAGUGAUGCCAACAUCUACAAUUUGCACAUGGCAUGGGAGUCUUCAUAGGGAGUAAAGCUCCCGUAAAUCAAAAAAUUGAUAUAAGUUGUGCAAUUGAUCCUGAUCAUUAUGGCAGAUAGUUUUCAGUAGCGACGUUUACCGCUUUUUCCCAUAUUUAACAGUUUGACCUGUGAAUGUCGUUGAGGUGUCUCGAAUAACGGACGUGUUGACCUUUUUGGUGCAGCCUGCAUGGCAGGUGCAAAAAAGGCCUGCCAAGCAGGGUAGGUUUGGUAAUAAAAUUGAAAGAUGGCGAAUUUUGAACCUAUUCAUCAUCAUCAUCAUCAUCAUCAUCACUGAUAUCAUUUAUCAACACCACCUGGCAUAUAUCUUGAACCAAGUCACAAGCUACUGAAAACUCGAAAUUAGCCUUCCACCUAAACGAGCUAUUGCACUGACAGCGCUCUGCAGGGCGUAAAGAGAGAGGGUGUUGGCGUAAAAAACUGGCUCACUGGCAGACUGGAGGGUUAAGUGCAAAUAGCGUACGAUUUUAAUUGCCUAAUGCCUUUCUUCCAAAUUCAGCAACAUUUAACAUACUUUACGUUGAAGUUUUUGUAUUAAUUUUCCUUUUUAGUCUUAUUUCGAUUGUUGGCUUUCUUGUUGCUCUUUUUUUAAUGAUAGGGUUAUUUUUGUUGUGUUUCAGCAUGGAUUGGUUCACUCAGUAUGGCCUUUGGCUAUUUCACAUGUCCUCUCGGUUCCUAUAUCAACGAUCGCUUCAGCUACAGAUUCACCGCCUUGCUGGGCUCAUCAUUUGGAAUGAUCGGCUUCCUUCUUGCAUCAGUUUCUUCCCGACUAUGGAUGAUGUACCCCACAUUUAGCCUCAUAUCUGGGUGUGGUCAUCGGGCAGUCUACAACUCCUCUAUUCUGGUGGUCCUGCAGUACUUUGUCAGACGCCGUUCGUUGGCUGUUGGGAUCAUUACGUCGGCAACAGCUGUUGGCAUGCUUGCAAUAACUCAAUUCACCCAAGCACUUCUGAGUGCAUUUUCAUGGCGAGGAACUUUAAGAGGAUUUGCCCUUCUCUACGUUAUUUGUGGAUUGUGUUCUUUUGUCUUUGUGCCUCUUGACAAAGCAUUAGAAAAAGAUGCCGAAAACCUAACAACGAAGCCAAGACAAAAGGAAACGAGAUGUCAACCCUUACAUAAAAAUGGUUUCUUUAUUAUUUUUUCGAUUUCACUGAUUAUUGUUUCUUUGGGAUACUACGUUCCAACUGUCCACAUAGUGAGUACAGGAUUUUCCUUCUUCUCCUCCUUCAUUUACAAGCAUUUCAACAUUAAUAUCGUAAUACUUGGCAGUUUAUCCAGCUUAAGGUGCUAAUUGUCUCAACGCAUAAUCAAGACGGCUGUAAGUGCAACUAUUGCUGGUUAACGCAGACACAUUUUUUAAUGUUUUUUUUCAUAUCGCGAUACUGGCGGCAGUCUAUUCAGUUAGGUGGGGCACUAAUUGUUUCACCUAUAAAAGAACAGUUGAACCUCCACACAACGGCAACCUUGGGGACAGAAGAAAGUUGCUGUUGUAGAGAGGUUUAAACAAGAGUUAAAGUAUGGACCUUUCUAAAUAAUUCUAAAAGCCGAGGCCAGGAAUGUAUUAGAAUAACUUGAACAAGAAGAAGACAUCGCGUCUUUUUACACAUUCAACGCACAAAAACUGCAAAAACUGUAAAAGAAUAAAAAUUAGAAGCCUUGAAAUAUAUUUCGCUCUUUGAGCCUCUUCAGUCAAUAGUAAAAGACUGAAGAAGCUCGAAGGGAGAAAUAUAUUUUAAGACUUCUAAUUUUUAGUCUUUUACAGUUUUUACAGUUUUUGUGCGUUGAAUGUGUAAAAAGACGCCAUGUCUUCUUCUAGUUCGAGUUAAAGUAUGGACUGUCUGCCAAAAAUAGUGGCUGUUGUAGAGAGGUGGCGUUUAGUGGAGAUUCGACUGUAUGCCAGUACAACAAUUGGUGGUUAUAGAAGAUUAUGAAAUUUUUAUUUUCCUUAAUUUUAUUUUUAAUUGCUUUCAUCUCGUUUCGAGCAGCGAAUUUUAAGAAGGGCCUCUAAUAUAAUUUGGAGUAGCUCAAGUGCCCUUUCUUUAAGAAAAAGAUUUUCCUUGAUAAUUCGCAUCAUUUUCUGCAGUUUUGAUCGUCCUUGGCCAGUUCAACUUAGUUCAUAACAAGUAUGCAGAGGUGCAUGUUAUCGAAAUACACCCCUCCAGAUUGGAUAAUUAGUAUUCAAAUUACAUCCCAGGACUAAUAACGUUCGUUUCUAAUAUACGACGAACACUGAGCUGAGCAUUGCCUAAGCGGCUUUGUGGAAAUAACAUCCUGUCUCCUUCCCCAGAGCAAUUAAGAUGGAGUAAAGAAUUAUGUUCUCUUUUUGUCUUUGUUUUCAACAGAUCAAACAUUGUCAACAAGAACUCCAUAUCUCUGGGGAAAAGUCAUCUAUAUUGUUCAUUUAUUUGGCUAUAGCAUCAUUCUUCAGUCGCCAUAUCUUCUGCACGCUGGGCGACUUCAGAUGCUUCAACAGAUUUCAUCUCUAUCAAGUGGCAAUGACCAUCAGUGGAUUGUGUGUUAUAUGCCUGCCGCUUGCAAAAUCAUUCCCCUCCAUUGCUGCAAUUUUCAUUGUGUUUGGACUCAUGGAAGGUGCUCAAAUGGGUCAAUUGACUUUGCUGGUUUUGGAAUGCGUUGGAAACGACAAGGUGAACCAAGCAUGGGGCUACCUAAUGCCCUUUUUAGGACUGAGUAUUGGUAUCGGUCCUCCGCUUGCUGGUGAGUUGAAAACGUGAAUCUAAUUUAUCGCCCAGAAUCGGGCGACAUGCACCGGGGAUAUUUUGCACUUGCUAUCGCGAAAAUCAAAAUUCAUUCUAGAAAACAAAGUGUAAAACAAAAGAAAAUGGCCUCAGGCCGGCUAUCAGGACGCAAAUUUAGCGGGUUUGGGAGCUUUCUACGUUGUUUUCGUUUUAGUUGGCAUAUGGCUUUUGUAGAUAACUAAGGUUAAAAACAAAGGAAAUAAUGGUUUUCGUGGUGUUAUAACUGUAGUAGAACCUGUUUGAUUUUCUCUUGAAAAUAGCCUAUUUUCUGCACUUUUUGGAAGGGGGGUGGGUAUACGAUAGGAAAACGAGAGUAUCCCGCUCGACAGUGUCGCCUGAUAGCAAUUUUAAUUUAAAAACAGGUGUUUGUUGUUUCUCUGUCAGGAAAUAUAAUUUUUGCUAUGUCUCCUGAGGUGGGGUGCUUUUUAAAGCCCCACGAUAGGGUUUUGUAUGAAUUUGCUGGCCCCACCCUGGGGCAUUUGCAGUUUUCCAAACAAAACAAUGGCAUACACCGGAAAAAUUUAAAUGUAAAAUGAAAAAGGUUAAAUUGGGGUGUCGCGAUGAUAUUUGACCAUUCUUUUCUUUGCUUACAACUCAUUGGUUAUUAUUAAAAUUUGUUCUGCAGGUUUAAUGGCGGACAGGUUUGGCUCGUACACCCCAUCGUUUUAUACCGCUGGGGCAGUUGUAAUAGUUGGAGCGUCGAUUACAUCACUUAUGAUGUUUGCAAAAAAGCAACCUGAAAACUAUGACGUGAAGCAAUCUUAUGACGAAGAACAUCUCUUUGUUAAAGGGCAACUUGAAAACUUUGACGCGAAGCAAUCUUACGACGAAGAAUUUCUGGUUACGGAAAAAGUAACUGUCCUUUGAAUUAAUAGACGAACCUUACUUAAGACAUUUGGCUACCAUAUAGAUAUGCCAUGCAUGAUUUUCUGUUUCCGUGGAGUGCCGUCCAGCUUGCUCGGAUUUCAAGAGCAGCAGUUGCGGCAGGAAAAGAAAACAACAUUUUAUUUUUGGUUGAUUGAUUCCCUCUUUUGCAGGCAGAGGGCCAUAUUUUGCUCAAUAGAAUUCGAAAAAAUGAGUGUUGUAUUCGAGGUUGGAAAAUGCUCAGGUUUCGUCUCGAAGAUUUUCAUUGAGUACAACUGUCCGAAUUGAAGAGAAUAUAGUCAAAUAGAAUCUGCUUAAAAUUAAAAGUAGUGGAUUGUCCAUCCCACUGAAGAAAAACUGGAUAGAGUAUACCCUCCCUGAUUUAACGCAAAAUAAUGUUUGCCGGCACCUUGCUUUGUAAGCUUCAAAUAAUCAUAGGUCAAUUGCCUUAAAGGGGCUGUGUCGUGGCUCUCUACUUCAUAUUGCCAAGUUUGCUUCCUUGUACGCUUUGGAGCUAAAAGUUAACGAAGAAAUCACCUGUACAUCACAGCUUCUUGUCCAACUAAUAUACUUCCCAAGUAUAUUGCAUCAAACGUGACAAACAACAAAAAUGAACUUUGAAAUACUGUUAGGUUAACAAGUUUUCAAAAACCCACAACUUCAAGUUUGUCCAUCUGUGGCUCCUUUUGUGUAUCCGGCCUUCUUCUACUGUUUUGACGGUUCCUACUAUUCGAGUUUUGAUAAAUUCCGUGACACAGCUCCUUUAAGAUUCUUUUCGAUCUCUCAUUGCCUUUUUGUUCACAUUUUUACGUAAGCAUUUAU
Molecule: messenger RNA, 8454 nt
Organism: Porites lobata
Lineage: Eukaryota; Metazoa; Cnidaria; Anthozoa; Scleractinia; Poritidae
Source: the annotation of a GenBank genome assembly